CCUCAGUUUGCCUUUUGCGUGAUAUCCCGACACGAGUACGAGUAUGGCUCUUCGCUUCACCUUGGCCACGGCGGUCGUCGCUGCCACCUCUGCUGCCCGCGUCGACGUCGGUGAGCGUCCGUACUUUCUCGUCAACGAGAUGCGCCCGAGCCCGCUCAAGACGCAGCUCGAGUCGUGCGCUGACAACAAGUGGGAACGCACCGAGUACUCGAUCGGCCACCGCGGCGCGUGCCUCAUGUUCCCCGAGCACUCGAAGGAGUCGUACCUCGCGGCGGCGCGCAUGGGCGCCGGCAUCAUCGAGAUUAUCCAGUUUACAUAA
Saprolegnia diclina VS20 is the source of this 319-nucleotide messenger RNA. RefSeq names its product glycerophosphoryl diester phosphodiesterase. The transcript has 2 exons. The record is from RefSeq and is a predicted model, not a curated record. Gene Ontology annotation, molecular function: phosphoric diester hydrolase activity. Gene Ontology annotation, biological process: lipid metabolic process. Bases 44 to 319 code for a protein of 91 amino acids. NCBI's taxonomy places the organism in Eukaryota, Oomycota, Saprolegniomycetes, Saprolegniales, Saprolegniaceae.